Molecule: messenger RNA, 1467 nt
Organism: Cadophora gregata
Lineage: Eukaryota; Fungi; Ascomycota; Leotiomycetes; Helotiales; Ploettnerulaceae
Exons: 1
Coding region: 1-1467 (488 amino acids)
Source: RefSeq, a predicted model, not a curated record
AUGGCAGGAAUCGCCCGAAAAAACGUCGAAAUCUUAAUUCAUACCACAGCUCCAAGCCGAGGACAGGAUGAUGCGCUAUACAGGAGGAUGGCGGAAGCAUACUUAAACUUUCAGCCUGCGACACAUCAAAUAAUCCCAAUCAGAGAUGACAGUCCGAAAUAUGCGGCAGAGAAGCUGGAUAAGGACGCAGGCAGCCAACUGCAGGAAGAACUGAUACAGGCGACACAAGCAUCAAGCGCAUCAUAUCGCCCUGGUGAGGACAGCAGCGAAGAGGAGGAUGCAUACGAGUAUAUGGUCGAGCACCGGUUGAGCUUGUCUCAGGAGCAGCUACACUCUCCAUCGAUGUCUUUCAGAAGUGCAGUGGAUAAUGCGGACUCUCCAGUCUUUCACGCAGGAAUUACACACUAUGACGAUGACCUAUCGUUACAUCGGAGUCAAGAAAUAGUAGUGGCAGACUCGUUUGUGGCGCCACCAAACGAAAUUCCAGACUCGCAACCAGAAGUCCAUAAUACUAUGGUUGUGUUCUCCUCCCCCUUUCGAAUGCUGGAAUACAAGCUCCAAAAUCAAGAAAGUCAGGGAACAAUGUCAACUCCAGACAAAAGCCUGGGUCGGUCCGAUAAAACGAGCCGUCUCGAACUCCCGUCUGGCUUGGGAGAAGCACUGUCGUCUUCACCAGAUCAAGGCUUCACACCAUCGUCACCUUCACCUGUGAAUCAUUCAGGACGUCCACUGGAGAGAAUACUCAAGUCUAGAAGUCUAAAUCCACCAUCAUCUCAAGAUCCUGCCCUCAACUUGAAAAGAAAGUGGACUAGUUCAAGCUCGGAAAAAUCUCAUUCUUCAUCAGCUCCUCUAAGACUGGCAGUGCCAACUGCUCAAGAAUCAAUAUCGUCUCAACCCCUCCCCGCGAGACUUGAGAAGAGGGCUCGCCUUGAGCCACAGAAUACUCGACCUUUUGCGAGCAGUCAACCCCUUCUGGCAUCUAGCAAACCAUCCGCUACUCCAGACCCAAGCAGUUUCUUAGCUCCAGGAAUCUGGUGGGAGCAGCUCGAGAUUUGGCCCAAGCCGCCAGCAACGUCAACUGUAGAGCUCAAAGCCGAAAUGCUGAUCACCCCUCACCUUGCGUUAAUUGCCAACAAAAUGCCGCCAAGUCUCUAUGCCCCCGUGUUAGAGAAGCGUUCUUUACGGGGGAUGGAGCGAGGCUACUGGGUUAUGGAAUGCGAGGGUUGGUACGAGGAGUUGCUGCAAAGGUGUUGGGAUACACUUGGCAGGUGCAUUGCACGAGAUCUUGCGGGAUGGGGUGUUUGGUGCGUCCGGGAUGAAGACUUCAAGAGCAUUCGGGUUUACUGCUGGGGUGUGGUGGUUAAGCACAUCUAUCUGUUGCUAUAUAUGGCAAGUGAUAACAGGAUCAGGAAAACAGGAGCUCGUUGGAUAGGUGGAGAUGGCGAGACGAUAAUUCAAAUGACAUGA